Moneuplotes crassus is the source of this 498-nucleotide messenger RNA. The record is from the annotation of a GenBank genome assembly. Lineage: Eukaryota; Ciliophora; Spirotrichea; Euplotida; Euplotidae.
AUAAAAUGAACAGCAAUAUCAACGACGAUGAAAAGAAGCUCUUCAGGGAGAACUUCAAUGCCUUCGACACUAACGGUGACGGAAGACUUGAUGUAAAAGAGCUAUCUACAGCACUUAGAUCUGUAGGCUUCCACCUUACCCAAAAAGAUGCUGAGGCUAUCCAUGCUGAGGCUGACAGAGAUGGAUCAGGAUAUAUCGAAUAUGAUGAAUUUGAGAGACUCAUCCUCCAGCAUAUGAAAGAACCAUAUACUAAAAAUGAGCUUAUAGAAGCAUUCAACAUUUUCGAUGAGAACAAAUCUGGUAAAAUUAGCGCUCAAGAACUUAAAAAUGUAUGAAUGCAAGCAGGCGACAGAAUGAAAGCCAGUGAACUUGAGGAAAUUAUCCAAGAAGCUGAUAUAAACGGGGAUGGAGAGCUAGACAUUGAUGAAUUCUCAAAUAUGCUGUUGUACGGGCAAAGACAUAUGUAGACUAAUUUUUUAAAGAACUCCUUAACUGACA